Messenger RNA from Notechis scutatus (mainland tiger snake), 1830 nucleotides. The record is from RefSeq and is a predicted model, not a curated record. Lineage: Eukaryota; Metazoa; Chordata; Lepidosauria; Squamata; Elapidae.
CAGCUUGGGUCGCGGGCCUGGAGCGGAGCGGAGCGGAGCGAAGCGGUGGGAGCGCGUUGCAAGGUAGAACUGCUGCUGUAGAUUUCUUUCUCUCUCGGCAGAAUUUGGAGAGAUUCUUAAUUCUCUGUAACUGUUGUGUUUUGAACGGCUUUCUGGAAUUUUUGCUGAGCUGGCUUUGAAACCAUGUUUUGGAACAGAGGGUUCUGGAGACGGGCCCUGGUGCUGCAGCUGUACCUCCUGCUUCGGACUUCGCAGACGUGGGCUGGCACAGAAGCCUCGGCUCCCCCUCCCAUCACAGCAGCCUCCUUCCUACAGGACCUUUUCCUCCGUUACGGUGAAGAGGACACGCUCAGCCUGCAGCAGUUGAAAUCUCUGUUGGGACACCUGCAUGUGGGCAUCGAACGGCACAAUGUCAGUCGCACGCAGCGGCAGCCGCCACAUCACUGGAACAUCUCCAAGUGCUUCAGUUCUUCCGAACUCUUCGCCACCCACAAUCUGAGUGAAUCGUCCCAUCUUGGGCGGAGGGAGUUCAAAGAAUUCUGCCCGACUAUCUUGCAGCAGCUGGAAUCGAGGGCAUGCCUGCCAGAGAACCUGGAGAAGGAGGAAGAGGAAGGGGCGAAGGAAGGGAAACCAAGCUCCACAGAAGUGUGGGGUUUUGGUUUCCUCAGUGUGACACUGAUUAACCUUGCCUCCCUCCUUGGAGUCUUCAUCGUGCCCUGUACUGAGAAGGUCUUUUUCACACGAAUCCUAACUUAUUUCAUCGCACUCUCCAUCGGGACCCUGUUCUCUAACGCCCUGUUCCAGCUGAUCCCAGAGGUGCAUCUCUGCGUUCCCCAGCACCUUCAUGGACACAGCCAUUACAGCAGCGAGUCCCUCCCUUCUAAGAAGGACCAGGAAGAAGGUGUGACUGAAAAGCUGCAGAAUGGAGACUUAGAUCAUAUGAUCCCUAAUAAGGGCAGCGAUUUGGAAUGCAAGAAUCCUGCUGCUGAUCAGAAGGUUGUUAGCACCUUGUCUGUUCAGGACCUCCAAGCAUCUCAAAGCAUGUGCUAUUGGUUGAAAGGGGUGCGUUACUCAGACAUCGGCACUCUGGCUUGGAUGAUAACCUUGAGUGACGGCCUUCACAAUUUCAUCGAUGGGCUGGCUAUUGGCGCCUCCUUCACCGUCUCGGUUUUUCAAGGCAUCAGCACCUCGGUGGCCAUUCUUUGCGAGGAAUUCCCGCAUGAGCUAGGAGAUUUUGUUAUUCUGCUGAAUUCUGGGAUGACAAUCCAGCAAGCCCUUUUCUUCAACUUCCUCUCCGCUUGCUGUUGCUACCUGGGCCUGGGCUUUGGGAUAUUGGCAGGCAGCCACUUCUCAGCCAACUGGAUCUUCGCUCUAGCAGGCGGGAUGUUUCUCUACAUUGCAUUGGCUGACAUGUUCCCAGAGAUGAACGAAGUCAGCAAAGAAGACGAGAGGAGUGGAAGCGCUUUGAUUGCAUUUGCGAUUCAGAACGCUGGACUGCUGACGGGAUUCGCUAUCAUGGUGUUGCUCACUGUGUUCUCGGGAGAAAUCCAGCUCGGGUAGAGGCUGGAAAACUCCAGGUCUGUGGACUCUGCUAAGCACAGUUUAUUUUUUAUUUAUUUUUUUUGUCAAGGAUUUCAGGAAGGGGCAUGUUUAUUCAGCCCGCUUCUUAGAUUUCUUAUUGGACUGACAACCUGCACAGGCUGACAACUUUUCUCUCUAGCAAUUAAACGACUGGGGGGAAUCAUUUCUUAAAGUAACAACAGCAUUCGCCUCUCCUUCCUAUCCUUUUCUCUCUCUUUUCUCCACCCCCAUAUUUGGAUGGAAUCGGUG